Molecule: messenger RNA, 1412 nt
Organism: Periophthalmus magnuspinnatus
Lineage: Eukaryota; Metazoa; Chordata; Actinopteri; Gobiiformes; Gobiidae
Product: lanC-like protein 3
Exons: 6
Coding region: 78-1301 (407 amino acids)
Biological process (GO): carbohydrate metabolic process; peptide modification
Cellular component (GO): plasma membrane
Source: RefSeq, a predicted model, not a curated record
CGCACGUGAUUGGACAAGCAAUGAGAGCAGCUCGCGUCUCAUCCUUGGUUACCUUGAGCUCGUGGUGACGGACGGUGAUGGAGAACAACCGCUGCUUCGCCAACCGAUUUGCGGAUUACAAAGGCGCUCUGCUGCCGGGACAGGGCGCCGAGGUCAUCAUCCCCGCAGUAAUCUCCACAGUGGACAAAAUUCUCAAGAAGGUUCCGCUUGAUGUCAGCGACUGCGACGGCGGGCUGUACGACGGCCCCGCCGGGGUGGCGUACAUGCUCUUCCACGUCAGCGAGUGCCCGCUCUUUUCGGAGCAGCGGGACGUGUACCUGAAGACGGCCAAGCAGAUCAUUGACAUAUCUGUGAGAUAUGUGGACACGGAGCCGGACAAGAACAUGCGCGCUGCCUUCCUUCUCGGGGGCGCGGGGAUCUAUGCCGUUGCGGCGCUGAUCUAUAAGGCUCUGGGCUUGGCAGACUUCGUCAAACCGUUGACUAAAUUUCGCAACCUGUGGGAGGUGUGUGCCCCCAUCAAUUUCCUGGAGUGCGGCUCUGAUGAGCUGUUCGUGGGGCGCGCUGGGUACCUCUGCGCGGCUCUGGUCCUCAAGCAGAAACUGGGCAUCGAGAUCCUCAGCAAAGAUCAAAUUAAAUCCAUCUGCCAGGCUAUCAUCGAGUCUGGGAAACAGUACGCACGGAGGAAGAGAAAGCCCUUCCCUCUCAUGUACUCGUAUUAUGGGACUGAGUACCUCGGUGCGGCCCAUGGCCUGUCGUCUGUGCUGCAGAUGCUGCUGAGUUACCAGGACAUGCUGAGCGGGGCAGAGAAGGACCUGGUGUGGCAGAGUGUGGACUUCCUCAUGAACCAGGAGCAGAACUGUAACUGGCCUGCCGAGCUGGGGGCCAUCAUCGAGAGGGAGAAUGAGCUGGUGCACUGGUGCCACGGAGCACCUGGUGUUGCAUAUCUCUUCGCCAAAGCGUAUCUCAUCAAUAAGAAGCCUCAGUACCUGGACACUUGUAUUCGCAGUGGGGAACUGGUGUGGCAGAAGGGCCUGCUUAAGAAGGGCCCAGGGAUCUGUCACGGUGUGGCAGGCAGCGCUUAUGUUUUCCUCCUACUCUACCGCCUCACAGGAAACUCCAAAUACAUCUAUCGUGCUCAGAGGUUUGCAGAGUUCAUCUACACUGAAGAAUUUAAGACAGGCUCGCGCUCGGUCAUCAGCAUUUACAGUUUGUUUGAAGGCUUAUCUGGGACCGUCUGCUUCUUGGUGGACCUGCUGCAACCGGACCAGUCGGAGUUCCCUCUCUUCAGCGUCUUUGUGUGAACUAUAUCUGCCUCCAAUCUGAAAAUACAAAAGUGUCUGGAGGCCUUCUGCAUCUAUGGCAGCGUGGGCCGUGUGGAGGAGCCCUAUGUCAGCAUCACCAGGAAGAAGCAG